AUGGCAUCCAAUAGGGGUCAAGGAGGAAUUCAGCAAUUGUUGGCUGCUGAACAAGAAGCACAACGGAUUGUGAAUGCUGCGAAAAAUGAAAAAUCGGCUAGGUUGAAACAGGCCAAAGAAGAGGCCGAAAAAGAGAUUGCUGAAUACCGUGCCAAGCUUGAAUCUGAGUUUCAAAAGAAAGUUUCGGAUACUAGUGGUGACUCUGGAGCUAAUGUUAAGCGACUUGACCAAGAAACCGAAGAAAAAAUCCAUCACUUGAAAGAAGAAGCUGCAAGAAUUUCGGAGGAUGUUGUUGCCAUGCUCCUUAAGUGUGUAACAACUGUGAAAAAGUAG
Lathyrus sativus (Indian pea) is the source of this 333-nucleotide messenger RNA. Lineage: Eukaryota; Viridiplantae; Streptophyta; Magnoliopsida; Fabales; Fabaceae. The record is from the annotation of a GenBank genome assembly.